Ordospora pajunii is the source of this 666-nucleotide messenger RNA. RefSeq lists its product as uncharacterized. The transcript has a single exon. The record is from RefSeq and is a predicted model, not a curated record. NCBI's taxonomy places the organism in Eukaryota, Fungi, Microsporidia, Ordosporidae. Bases 1 to 666 code for a protein of 221 amino acids.
AUGAAAUGCACAGCAUGUCAAAUGGAUGUUGAUGGCCACACCAAGGAGCAUUACUUGUCUGAGAUACACAGGAUAAAUGUAAAGAGACAGAUAUACGGCAUGCCACCAAUAACAAUCGAUGAGAUGCAAGCAGAUAAUGCAAGCAGAGCUAUUGAGCAAAGUAAUGCUCAAGAAGCAGAUGCCAGAUGCCAACGAAGGAUCACUGUCAAUGAAAAGAUAAAGACAUGCGCAGCAAAGUGCGUAUUUUGUGAUGCUGAAGCAGAUCAUACUCAUUACAAAGGCCAUGGAAUGUCUGAUGAGCAGAUUGAGCAUAUAAAGAGGAAUACUUGCUAUGUAUGCCACGAAGGAUUUGUAGGGGAUGAGUGUCUGAAGAUACACAUUGCAUCUGGAAAGCACAGAAACGCAGUAGUUGACGGGAGAAACUUGAUCCUGCAGGAUGGUAGAGUGAUCAGUGUACGAGGGCAUAAGGUGCGGCACGACAAUUCAGGAGAAAGCGAUGCGCUUGGAAGCAGAUUGGCUAUGAGGAAUGAAAAGCAGAAAGCAAGCGCAAUUUCAUUGAUAGUUAGUAAAGCAGAGAAAAUAAUGUCUGUUAACAACAAAAACCAGCUGAAGGUUUCUCUUUCGAUGAACCACCAGCAGCAUUUCAAGCCUGACUGGAUGCAAUAA